AUGCCCCGCAUCCGCAUCCGCAAGGGAAUAUCAGUAGCGAAGGAAGACCUUCAGAAGUCACUAGGUCCUAAUUGUACUCCGGCCUUCGUCAAGCAGUGGAAGUUCUGGCUGUUAUACCCGGAGCUAUUUCUUACGUCAGAUAAUAACGACCACCGAAGAGCUGUAGCCCGUGUUUACAUUCAGAAGAUCUUCGCAAACGAUAAAUGGAAGAACUCGACAAGAAAGGGUGGAGCAGUGUUACCCCCUGACAAUGAGCUGGCUCCAUCCAGAAUAGUGACCUCACCUACUUCAGAGACGUCCGAGGCAAUCUACGGUCAGGAUAAAGUAUAUGCCAAAAAAGCCGCAAAACCGCCAUCCAGUCUAAAGCCGGUCCUUAGAAAUCGUCCACGACCUACAAAUCCAACUGCAUUGGAGAGGACUCCAGCCACCUCCGUGGCGCCUUCCCCACCUCAACGACGUGCUCGACCUUCUGAUGCCAACAUGCCAGUUUUCGACGAGGAAACCGCCCAAGUGGCCCAGUUCCUCGAAACGUGCACCCCUCCCAUGACUCAAUUCCUCCCAAGCUUUCUCGGGUUUGGCUGCAAAAAUGAGGAUUUUUUGCAAGGCGUUAACUUGUUGCCGGAUGACGCGGUUGAGUCUUUUUUGAAUUCCCUUCCUGCCUGUGGUGAGAGUAAGUUUACGAUGAUGGAUAUACUUGUCCUCAAAAACCAUUUUCGCGCGUACUUGAAAUGA
Messenger RNA from Laccaria bicolor S238N-H82, 732 nucleotides. RefSeq lists its product as uncharacterized. The transcript has 6 exons. The coding region runs from base 1 to 732 and encodes 243 amino acids. The record is from RefSeq and is a predicted model, not a curated record. Lineage: Eukaryota; Fungi; Basidiomycota; Agaricomycetes; Agaricales; Hydnangiaceae.